AUGAGUGAAACGAAAGUGAUACUAAACAGUGCCAACGAUUUGCUACUGCUUGGAGAUGCUAUCUGCAAUGUGCCGCUAAAGCACAUAGCCCAGACUUCCCUCAAAGGACUUCGGCGCCAGGAAAGCGACAUCGAACUGUACGAGAUUUUGCUUACCAAUAUUAUACAUCAGUUCGAACCGAGGGAGUUUGAAGCGGAAAUAUCGUGUGCCAUUUUACCAGAAUUAGUAUGCUUUCUAGAAAAGAUUCAAUCGGAAGUACAAUCGAACGCGCUCUCGUUUUUCUUCGUAGAAAAUCUUACCAUUUUACUAAGAGUGGCUGACGUGCUACUGAAAUUCGUCGAGUAUCUUACAGAAAAGGAGGAACAAUGUCAGCUGCUUCGAUCGCUUGUAAUAUUUCCAGAAUAUCUUCUGCGUUGCUACACGAUCGUCCGAAAAAAUUAUGCCACCAUGGCACGCGAGUCCGAAGCUCUCGAGGCGAUGAAGACACUUUACGCCGUGUGCAAGAAGCUUUUGAUGGCCUAUCUGGAACUGUUGUAUCCACGGGAAACGUCCGGACGCAGUUGCAACUACUUUCGUGCAAUAGAUCAUGAAGAAGAGUACAAUUGUUUGGAGAAAGUAUGUAUCCUGUUGGCCAAUGUGGGUAAUGAAAUCAGCCCCAUCGAUUCACUGCUUGCUAGUGACGUGUGGAAAGCGAUCGUGAAACUUUGCACAGAUCACGCGGAACCGUCGUUUAGUCGCGACAGAACUCGAUGGCUCGGUGAGAUUGUUACAAUUCUUAAUACCGGCAUCAACACCUCAUUCUUGGACGUACGGACUAAAAAUGAGCCCAGCAAACAGAGCACGAUCGCAUUAAAGUUGAAUGCAUUCUUCCUUCGUGUGAUGUUAAAGAUACUUACGCUUUCAAAGCAGUACACGGGAGUGUGGAUUUAUGCUUCGAUUAUACGUACCUUACUCGAAGUGAAGUCUUGCCUGCGUAUGAAAACAAUCUGCAAUGAAGUGGCAGCGGGCGUAGAACAGUACCUGCACAUCGGCUAUAUGGCCAUCGUGGAAAAUUCUUAUCGUACAGAAUCAUUUACGAAGGCAUUAUUCCAGUAUGAUUGUACAACACAGGAAGAAACUCAUUCUUUCUUCCAUCUCAUGAUGCACAUAGUCACCCAACUAGUUUCGAACGCGAACGAUAACGUCUUGCUAUCACUGUACUGUAAACGGGAUAAUCUUCUGCAGCAUGUAUGUAGCCUGCUAAAUCGGUCUGAUGCAUUGCUCUACCACAACGGUACGCUGUACAAACAAUUGCUGGUCCACUGUUCGGCACUCGUUCUGAUGGGCGUACGCUUGAAAGACCGAGUAGCACAGAAAAUGAUUGAAGAAGCGCUUGUUCGCAUGGUUCUACAAGAGCACUACUACACGGCUUUGUUCGGAAUCGAUCUUUGGUCAAUAUUUGUUCGCUACCAUUCCACCCAGCUAAUGUACGCGUAUUUCAUUUUCUGGAAGAAAAUUAACGAUCACUACUCGAUCUUUACCAGCCGCCCGAAACAGGUACACGUUCGGUUGCUGUUGCGCAAUCUGUUCGUUUUUCUUCCGGUUACGCAUAAAGAAAAGCUACUCGACACUUUUCCCGCCACCGACAGUGCACACGAUCGCCUAUGGGUCGCCUUGAGUCCGUUACCUGCAGAAAUUGAUGAAUCGAAACGGAGGCAGUUCAUGGCAUGUUUAGAAAAGCGAUUAUUACAGGGUAUCAAAGCAUGGCAACAAGCUCCUGGAAACGUUAAAGUGUUCUACGAGGUGCUAGGUUUACUCUCGAUCACUGGCUUAGCGACGAGGACGAUCGAAGCGUCAACAACUUCACUUUGGACAUCGCAGUUAAAAUGGUGUACGAUCCUGAAAACAUCUUCCGCCAGCAGUAUAUUCGAUUGUCUGGAACGUAACGGCCCGGGUAUGUCCUUGGGCACAGUGCUAAAGCCCACGAAUGCUCUAGCACUAGCCGAAGCGAAACCUUUUGUGAAGUAUCAAAUUGCAAAGCUCAUCGCUGCUCAUCCUUAUUCUUCAAACAAUGUGCAGAGUUUUCUUGAAGUGCUCGAAAACGACAAUGUACCCUUCGUAAAGGCAUUCGCCUUUGAUGUGCUACGCAAACUCAACGACAAACAGAUACCUAUCGCACAACAAAUAUUGAGCAAACAGCCUCAACUUCAGUCGCAGCUAAGCCGAUGGCACACCAAUAACUCUAGAAAAUUGCCUCCGUUAAGACCUAGAAGUCAUGCCAGCGAGCAUCGCUGUCAGCAGAUCGGGGAAACAGUGGAAUCACCGGAUUCAUUAGGUAGCUUAAUGCUCACCAUUAGCAGCAAAGUGAAUGAACUGUUUCCGGAUGAUGGAGAUGAAGUCAUUCAAGAUAUAGAUGUGGGGAUGUUUGGGGACAAUGGUUCACAAACGAAGAAGCGAAAAUUUAAUGCAACAGCCGAAGAUUGUGCCGGUGGUGCAGCGAAGAUCAACCAGUGUCUGAAGGAGCUACAGAGCCAAACAGUGCUUUUGGAACGUUUAAUUCCCGCGCAACGCUUGCAAUCAUCGCAGAAGGAACAGCUGCAAAGUAUAAUAGCUACACUGACGAGAGCAUUGGAAAGUUGA
Messenger RNA from Anopheles marshallii, 2619 nucleotides. RefSeq lists its product as uncharacterized. NCBI's taxonomy places the organism in Eukaryota, Metazoa, Arthropoda, Insecta, Diptera, Culicidae. The coding region runs from base 1 to 2619 and encodes 872 amino acids. The record is from RefSeq and is a predicted model, not a curated record. The transcript is spliced from 4 exons.